AACGCGCCGCAGCUCUUUUUCGAGUACAUGGACGGCGGCAACCUCACUUCGUACCUUGAGAAGAUCGCCAACGACGAACCCGUGCCUGUGGUGUACGCUCCCAUUGAAAUGAUCUGGGUCGUCGCCAACGCUUUAAACGACCUCCACGCCAAGAACGUCGUUCAUCGCGACAUCAAGCCCGACAACAUCCUCCUCUCUUCCAAGCACUACAUCAAAGUGGGCGACGUGGGCAUCGCCAAAGAAGAGUCAACGAACAUGACGACGGGUGCUGGCACGAGCAAGUGGCGAGCGCCGGAAGUGCUGACGUCCGGAAGCGGCUACGGCACGCCCGCCGACAUUUACUCGUUUGGGGUUCUCCUCCAGACGCUGUACCCUAACCCUUUGGAUGCAAGCGCCGAGUGGGCCCAAGCCCUCGCAGCGAAAUGCACGGCGAUCGAUCCAACGCGCCGUCCGACGGCAGCCAAGCUCGUCGACAUGUUGCGACCCAAGUUGCAGUCGUACGUCUUUGACGAGCAGCUGCACGUGGCCGUGGAGGCCGGCAACGUCGACGAUGUCCGCAUGUUGCUGGCAAGCGGAGUCCACCCCGACAGCGCGAGCGACAACACGAUGACGCCUCUGAAGACAGCUGUGCUGUUGAAGCACGACAGCAUCGCGGACCUGCUGCUCGCGCACGCGGCGAAUGUCAACGUCAACAACGGCUCGACGGCGCUGCAUGUGGCGGCCAAACGCGGCUCGAUCGCGAUGCUCAAAAAGUUACUUUCCGUCCAAGAUAUCGACGUGGAUGCGCUGUCGGAAAUCGCACACACGCCGCUGCACGACGCGGUUCUUCACGGGCGCAUGGCGCAUGUGGUUGCUCUUGCCGACGCUGGCGCCGACCUCGAAGCCGCUGACCAUAAUACGCGUCGGCCGCUGCAUAUGGCAGUGCUACUCGGUCACAACGACAUCGUAGCCUUCCUCCUCGAGCGCGGUGUCUGUACUUCCGAGCGCAAUCAGUACGGCGACACGGUGCUGCAUCUCGCGAUUCAGACCGGGCGCGGAGACAUCGCCGCACUUCUUAUCGAGGCUGGUGCUGAUAUUCACGCCGUCACGGUUGCGUCUUGCAACCCACUGCACCUCGCUUGUGAAAGCGGUGCCCUUGACGUGGUGCUGGCCCUUCUUGCGCGUGGUGCUGACGUCAACGCGAAAUGCAACGGACAUUGCCCCUUGUUCAUUUCGAUUUUGGCCGACCACGCCGACGUUGUCGCAGCGCUCAUGGCAUCGCCCGAUAUUGAUUUCAACCAACGCUAUAGUGGUGGCGUGACCCUUCUGCACCUGGCGGCUACCAAAGGCAGCGUCGACAUCGUUCAGACACUUCUCCAGGCCGGCGUCGACUUUGACGUUCGAGAGAAAAUGAGCGGGCAAAGUGCCAUGGACCUAGCUACGCGUCAGGGAAACCCCGAGGUGAUCGCGUUGAUCGGCGCGGCCCACGCCCACGCAACGAAAUUGCUUAUCGCGGUGGUUCUCCGAGACGAGCAACGCUUCGCCGCGCUUCUUCAGCACCCUUUUAGCUGCAACUUUUCGGACGAGGUCGGGUGCUCGCUCGUUCAUUGGGCGGUUCUUACGCGCAACGAGACCAUGCUGGACCUGCUCCUCGCAACGCCUCGAGUCCUUCUCGGAACGCAAAACCACGAGCACAAGACGCCACUGGCCUUGGCGAUCGAGUUUGGGUGCACAUCGAUGGCCAAGAAGCUCUUUGAUCGCGUGCAGCCUCGCGUCGUCGAGAUUGCAGCGACCGACUACGAGGUGACGACGACACAACUCGGUGUCGGCGGCUUUGGUGUCGUGCUCCUUGGUUUCUACAUGGACCAAAAGGUCGCGGUCAAGAUACUCAAGAACGCAGAGCAUCGCAAGUCGUUCCACGCCGAAGCCGAAGCCCUCCUCGCGUGCCCGUCGCCAUACCUCGUGCAGCUUGUGGCCAUCGCAGGUCGCCACUCGGACACACCAGCACUGCUCUUCGAGUACAUGGAUGGCGGCAGUCUUCGGACGCACCUCGAGAAGAAGCGCAUGAACGAGCGCACACAGGUGAACGUGACCAACCUCCACGUGGCCUGGGUCAUUGCCAACGCCUUGCGAGAUCUGCACGCCAAGGAGCUCGUGCACCGCGACAUCAAGAGCGACAACGUCCUUCUGAGCUCAAGUGGCGAGGUCAAGCUCGCCGACCUCGGACUCGCACGGCUCGAGGCCACCGACAUGACCGAAGCACCUGGUACCCGGUUCUGGAUGGCGCCCGAGAUCCUGCAAGCGCAAGGCACGAUGUACGGCUGUCCCGCUGACAUUUACGCGUUUGGCGUCCUCCUCACGGAGCUAAACACGUGUCAAGUGCCGUACUUUGACCAGGACGUUCAAGAUCGAAUUGCGUUUACCCGCGGUGUCAUCAACGGCACGCUUCGCCCGACGCUCACAGACGACAGCGAGCCAUGGCUGCGCACGCUGGUGGAGAUGUGUCUGCGCAGUGAUCCAGCGGCGCGGCCGACCGCCGACCAGGUUCUCGAGACGCUGCGUCGCGAGGUGACGGCUGUCGCAGUGCCCGGCAUGAGCACGACGGAGGUCUUUAUGCGUAUCGCGGCAAUUGACGAUGUCGACGCGGCGGCACACAUGCUAACCAGCGGCCUCCAUGUGGAUGGGGCGCUUCCGGGCGGCGUGUCACUGCUGUCGGCGGCCAUCGCUGCUGGUGCGCCCAACACGGUGCAGCUUCUCGUUGAUCGCGGCGCAAGCGUCAACGUCCAGAGUGUACGCACGAUCCUACUGCGCGCUUUAUUUGCACGGGAACCCACAGCCCGGCGAUAG
This is a messenger RNA of Saprolegnia parasitica CBS 223.65, 2826 nucleotides long. Its product is annotated as TKL protein kinase. The coding region runs from base 28 to 2826 and encodes 932 amino acids. Gene Ontology annotation, molecular function: ATP binding; protein binding; protein kinase activity. NCBI's taxonomy places the organism in Eukaryota, Oomycota, Saprolegniomycetes, Saprolegniales, Saprolegniaceae. The record is from RefSeq and is a predicted model, not a curated record. The transcript is spliced from 18 exons. Gene Ontology annotation, biological process: protein phosphorylation.